This is a messenger RNA of Oryzias melastigma (Indian medaka), 2546 nucleotides long. RefSeq names its product polymeric immunoglobulin receptor (gene pigr). Gene Ontology annotation, cellular component: plasma membrane. NCBI's taxonomy places the organism in Eukaryota, Metazoa, Chordata, Actinopteri, Beloniformes, Adrianichthyidae. The transcript has 8 exons. Bases 84 to 1097 code for a protein of 337 amino acids. The record is from RefSeq and is a predicted model, not a curated record. Gene Ontology annotation, molecular function: transmembrane signaling receptor activity.
AUUCAACAGCGCGGAACCCAGAGUCCGUGUUUGAGCUGGGGAGAAAGUUACAAGGCAAUAAACCUCAAAGCUGAAGUGGAAACAUGCAGCAGCUCCUCCUAUUCACCCUCAGCCUGUUGCCAUGGAUGCCAGCUUCAAACUGUGAGGUCACUCUCCACGGCGAGUAUUCAGCGCUGGAGGGGCGAUCCCUCACCAUCCCCUGUCACUACCAGCCCCAAUAUGCCAGAAACGUGAAAUACUGGUGUCAGGGGAAAACCAGGGAGUUCUGCACCUCCUUGGCUCGGACUGAUGGCGCUCGCAGCAUCAAUCCAGCCGUGGAGAAAGUGAGCAUCUUCGACGACCCGGUCCAGCAGGUGUCAACCGUGACCAUGAACCACCUGAAGGAAGGGGACUCCGGUUGGUACAUGUGCGGCGUGGAGAUCGGCAGCAUGUGGAAGGCUGACGAUGUCGCCUACACCUACAUUAAAGUCAUUCAUGGUUUGUCAGCUGUAAAAACCCAAGUGAGCGGGGAGGAGGGGAGCAGCGUCACAGUCAAGUGCCUCUACAGUGAGAGAUUAAGAGACAGCGAGAAGACGUGGUGUCGGAGCGGAGACCCGGGAUCCUGCCGAUCAACGGGGUCUGAGGGGAGCUACGAAGACUCCUCCGUGGCCAUCAGAGAUGACAGAAUCGGGGCUUUCACCGUCACCUUUAAAAAGCUGCAGACCGGAGAUACGGCGUGGUACUGGUGCUCUGCAGGGCAGGAGAAGGCAUCUGUGCAAAUCCUGGUCACGCCACGACCCACCACCACAGCCACUUCUAAAUCGACCCCACCCAUGACAAAAGUGCCUCAACCUCACGCUGAUUCUAAGGACUCUAAGGAGACCAGGAACGGUCACAAUCACCUGUUGGCGAUAAUGGUGGUGUGUUUAUGUAUCAUCAUACUUGGGGUUGUGGUCAUGGCGGCCAGGAAGUUAUGGAACUAUUACAGAAAAGAUUCUGUCCUGAGAGAGGUUGCAAAGAUGAAAGCUAAAUACAACGGAUACUCGGUGGAUGUGGAUGACUUGCAAAGUGUUGCUGUUGUUUUCCUCAACAAGAAUUCAGAAGAAGUGCACUCUUAAUGAUACAAGUCUGUGCGUCACUUCCUUCUGAUCACUUAAAUUAAUGUCAUUUUGGGGUUUUAAGUUUACACAACAUCCAUUAUUUUGCACUUGCUUUGUUUGAAAACGGCAAAUGUAAUAUUUUUUACAGAUAUUUAAAAACUAACCCCAAAUAACCAUUCAUGUCAUAUUUGAUUCAUGCAUGUCUGAGACCCAUUAUAUCAUUAGCAUGAUCUAAACUUUCUAUGAAAACCCAUCGAAUAGAACUUGUUCCAUGUUUUCUGCCCUGUAGUUCAUCCUUAUUCCACUAGGGGCAGAAGAAGGGCUUAUUUCAAAAUGGCUGCUUCCGUUAGACUUUUGGCGGGAAAAAGUUGAGCUAAUUUUCUAAACCUUAUUGUGAGAAUAAUUCAUCUAUUGUUUUUCUUUUUUUUACUGACUACUUGCUGCACUGAAAAACACAUGUUUUUAUUAUUAAAUCUUUAUAAUACAGUUAUACCAAAUUAAAAAUGUGUUGAUCAAAUUUGAGUCAGUGGGUAAUAAGGUGCUUUUUUUUUUUUUUUGCUGACAGACCUGCACUUAGGUCGCAGCGCUUUGCCAUUUUAGGAUAUGUGACCUUUGUCUUAAAAUACUUUUUCAUUCCAAAAUGAUUUGAAUUUCCUGGAAAUUUUUUUGAUGUAGUGAGGUUUACAGGAAUAACUGUUAUUUUAACCAUUUUACCUAAAUAAAAAAAGGGACAUGACAUUAAUUGGAUGCAUGGAAAUUAUAAUAAACAUAAAAUGUAUGAUUUCAUUUUCUCAUAAAAGCAAACAUAUCGAUAAAAAAUAAUAAAUAGUAAAUACACAUAAAAAUGUAUUGUUCCAACACUGUUUGUGAUAUUGUUUUUUAAAUACUUGUUAAACAAAGCCUUUUCAAAAGCAUUAUUUAUUUUAUUAUUUGGUUCAUUUCUGUCAGAUUUAAGUAAUUUGAACUCUGAGGAUUUUUUUUAAUAAUAAUUUUAUCUACAUAUGUUUGGAAAGAAAUUUGUUUAUCAAUAUCAAACUUUUUUUUCUAUGCUAUGCAGAUACAUUGUGCCUGGUCAAAGAUAUGCAAUGAGAAUUUAUAAGGGAUUUUUUUUAGCAAAUUAAUAGAAAAGAAAGAGAUGAUAAAGUAUGUUAAAUAAAGUAUGAAUGAAUGAAACAGUCAUUAUUUUUAAAGCCAAGAUGUCAAAACAAACACGUGAAAUGUUAUAAUUUUGUAUGUAUAUAUGUAUGGAUGGAUGAUUUUUUUUUUAUAAGGAAUGUCAACUAUUGAUUUUCCAAUUCAUUAAAAUUUUGAUUUACACUGAGUGAAUUAUUUUUGAACUUGCGGUUUAACUUCACUGUUAGUUUUUUAUCUGCUUUUAAAACAAAAUGUAUUGGACAAGGAGCAUCACUGGUCAGCAUGAAAAAACUGCUUUCAAUUACUUUGGGUAAAAAAAAAAACAAAAAAAAA